AUGUUGGAGGAGCUCGGAGGGACUGGGCAGGAGCAUUACGGGCUCGUCGGGGAGAUGCCGGACGCCGAGGUCGACGAGGUCAUCGCGGCGCCCCGCAUCCCGUGCACCGAGCAAGGCACUAUGGCCCCGAUCUCACGCAUCCAGAAAUCGGCCGUCCACGUCUUCGGCCGUGCUUGUCGGAUCGCCGUGGGCAAGGAGCUGACCUCUGAGCAGAGGGCCUCCCAGGAGCAGCAGGAUCGCGACGAGCAGGAAAGCCAGGGAGAACACCGCUCGUUGGCGCCCACGGCGACGGGACUUGACAGCGUGAAGUUGUCACAGGUGUUGGACCAGGUCUCGGAUGCUACUGUCUCGCUCGUCGGCCGUGAGAUCAUCAAGAAUUUUUGCACGUCGUACCGCCAGAUCUUUCGCAAGGACCCUGCGGAGCACAAUGACGUUACGGAGGAGCAUAUCAUCGCCGUUCACCACAAGUUGGACGCCGACCAGAAUCCGUAUGCCGACUUCUCGGUAUGGCGGCCUUUCGGCAACCGCUUCCAUCGCAAGCAGAAGUUUAAGGGCCUUCAGCUGCAGCACAACGGAACUUUCAAGGAGGUGGAGUUAUACGGACCACCUACGCACCAGGAGGGGGCCAUGUCGUAUGAGUUGCUGGUCACGGCUCUCAUCGGCUUCCAAGCCGUCAGCCUUGGGGAUCUCCUGGAUUACGGCGCCCGCAUCAAGGAGUUCCACGACCAGUAUGGCCCGAAAUGUCGGUUAGUCAUCUACCAAGCCGAUGUUAGGUGCCGUCUGGAGCACAUGGGGCGCCUGAAGCGGAACCUCUGUGACGACGAACUCGCCGCGCAGCCAUGGACGCACGUGUGGCGGAAGGCGGUGGCCGACACCGACUUCUGGAACCGCGAGCUCGACAAGCGCGCGACACUCAUCAUGGCAGAGGCGGCCAGCUUGUCCGGGAUGGUCGCCGGUGACGCUCCCGCUUCUUCCAGGGGCGACGACACGGUGGCCGCACCGAUCAUCGCGAACGCCAUGGGCACGCCGCGCGGCGAGGCCCCGAAACGCCCAGCACUGCCGCCGCCAGGAUACCCGCGACCGGCGAAGCAGGCGAAGGGCCCUAAGCAACACACCGUCGUCAACGGGGAGUACCCCACCAACAGGGCUGGCAUCACCUUGUGCCGGAACUUCCAGAGCAACAGUUGCGACAGCGGGAUCGGCACCAUUUGCCCUCGGGACAGAUCACGCGCCCAUCAGUGUUCGAAGUGUCUUUCUCCGGGCCACGGCCCUUCGACGUGUGCCUUGGCGCACCGCGAGCCAGCGGGCCUUGGCCGCAGCGGCAAGGGCAAGGCCAAGGAAAAGUCGAACAUGUGA
Molecule: messenger RNA, 1356 nt
Organism: Prorocentrum cordatum
Lineage: Eukaryota; Dinophyceae; Prorocentrales; Prorocentraceae
Source: the annotation of a GenBank genome assembly